Hippoglossus stenolepis (Pacific halibut) is the source of this 3533-nucleotide messenger RNA. RefSeq names its product LIM and senescent cell antigen-like-containing domain protein 1. NCBI's taxonomy places the organism in Eukaryota, Metazoa, Chordata, Actinopteri, Pleuronectiformes, Pleuronectidae. The transcript is spliced from 11 exons. Gene Ontology annotation, biological process: positive regulation of integrin-mediated signaling pathway; cell-cell junction organization; cell-cell adhesion. Bases 310 to 1521 code for a protein of 403 amino acids. Gene Ontology annotation, cellular component: cell-cell junction; focal adhesion; cytoplasm. The record is from RefSeq and is a predicted model, not a curated record.
CAGAGUGACAGGAGGGGAGACUAAGUGUGUGUGCAUGUGCAUCUGCGUGUGCGUGUGUGUGUUGAUGUGGGAAUAAGGGAAAGAGGGAGUGUAUCCGUUAGAGAGGGUGUGUGUGUGUGAGAGAGAGGAAGAGAGUACUCUCAGUGCAGUCUGAUCAGCGGUUCUGUCUCCUUCUUGUCCUGCGGAUUACAGCUCCUCUCGUUACUGGAAGCUAACACUGACCCAGCAUAGAGGCUUUUUACUAUCUGGAGUUGCUACAUUCCCACAGGUGUUAGCUGGAUCUUUGCACUUAAUUCUAACUGUUUAAGUAUGGAGCAGAACGGUCGUGCCCUGCCACCGUCAAUACCUGAGGAUAGUGAAGUCCUGGACCAUGUUCCUCAUGGGGAUAUGAAUGGUUACCACCAGAGGCUUCAGGACGGAGGGGAGGCGGAGGUCCCAGUGUCCAAGUCUCAGAGGCGGAAGAGUGAUGUCAAAGUCUAUAAGGAGUUUUGUGAUUUUUACGCUCGCUUCAACAUGGCCAACGCUCUGGCCAACGCCAUGUGCGAGCGCUGUAAGAGCGGCUUUGCCCCGGCAGAGAAGAUCGUGAACAGUAACGGGGAACUUUACCACGAGCAGUGCUUUGUGUGCGCCCAGUGUUUCCAACAGUUCCCAGAGGGACUCUUCUAUGAGUUUGAAGGCAGGAAAUACUGUGAACAUGACUUCCAGAUGCUCUUCGCUCCCUGCUGCCACCAGUGUGGUGAAUUCAUCAUCGGCCGUGUGAUCAAGGCCAUGAACAACAGCUGGCACCCUGACUGUUUCUGUUGUGACAUCUGCCAGGCCGUGCUGGCCGAUGUGGGUUUCGUAAAGAACGCUGGAAGGCACUUGUGUCGCCCGUGUCACAACAGAGAGAAAGCUCGGGGCCUGGGCAAGUACAUCUGUCAGAAGUGUCAUGCUAUCAUUGAGGAGCAGCCUCUGUUGUUCAAGAAUGACCCCUACCACCCUGAUCACUUCAACUGCAACAACUGCGGUAAGGAGCUGACCGCAGAUGCCAGGGAGCUGAAGGGGGAGCUCUACUGUCUGCCUUGCCACGACAAGAUGGGUGUCCCCAUCUGUGGAGCCUGUCGGAGACCCAUCGAGGGCCGUGUGGUCAAUGCCAUGGGCAAGCAGUGGCAUGUGGAGCAUCAUGUGUGCACAGUGUGUGAGCGCCCAUUUCAGGGCCACCCAUUUUAUGAGCGAGGUGGUCGUGCCUAUUGUGAAAGACACUUUGACAUGCUGUUUGGAGACGUCUGCUACCACUGCAACCGUGUAAUUGAAGGAGAUGUGGUGUCUGCUCUGAACAAGGCCUGGUGUGUCAACUGUUUUGCCUGCUCCACCUGCAACACCAAGCUCACCCUCAAGGAUAAGUUUGUGGAGGUGGAUCUGAAACCCGUGUGUAAGCACUGCUAUGAGCGCCUGCCGGAUGACAUGAAGCGCCGACUUGCCAAGCGGGAACGUGACUCAAAAGACAAGAAGAAGAAGAAUUUGAUACCCAUGUGUCUGUGAUCCUCUCUUUCUCCUUUCUUCUCAUUUCCACUGUUCUUCCUUUGGAACAAGUUUGUGGAGUUUGAUAUGAAGCCAGUGUGUAAGAAGUGCUAUGAGAAAUUCCCUCUGGAGCUGAAGAAGAGACUGAAGAAACUCUCCGAAACUGUGGCACGCAAGUGAACAAACGGUCGAGCCGCAGGCAGGAGAGAAAGAUGAGACCCUGAGGUGGCCUCACAUGGAAAAAGUCACAUUUCCCGAAGCGACAAUCGUAAAAGAGAUAAGAGAUUAUGUGGUUGAUAUCGUUGGUAUUUUAAAUUUAGGUUGGUUAUUUCUGUGAAAGGCUCAAUUUGUUUGUCCUCUCAGUCACAGCUUUAAAGCACUGAGGAUCAUUUCGUCAGCCUGAAACUGACAGGCUCAGAUUAUUGGAUUCUUGGUUUGACUUGAACCUGUUCAGCUCAGUUACUGCACUGUACUUUAUUCACAUGCUUGCCUUCUUUCACUGCUAUACAUAUAAGUAUAUAUAAACAUAAACACGCCUGACGAAGGUCCUAUAUUUAUAGUAUCAUGAGCUUUAAGAGAACAUUGACACAUGGGAGUAGUAUAUCCCCUUAACGCUGUGUUGACAUGUUGAUCGACAGUUCUCCAACUUAUCUUGAUGCCAAAAAACGUGUCUCCUGUUUGACUCCUGUUACCGUAUGUAACUGAUACUCUUAUAUCAUAUAAAGCCAAAUGUGUAUAUAAUAUUAUAUCUAAUAUGUCAUUUUUUUCACCAACUUGUAUUCUUUUAUGUAUUACUAACUUGUAUUUCCUGUAAUAUGCAAAAUAAGUUUAUUUUUAGCCCUAUAAAAUUUUAAUUUUUUUGCAGCGAUGGUCUGAGGACAUCACUCUGCCUCCUUGAUGCUGCAGUGAUGGACUAAACCAUUAUCUGCACUAUGAUGGAUUGCCUUGUUACAUAUAUGCAUUUUAUAUCUGAAACAAUACAAAACAAGUGGAAAGUGGUAUUUAUAGUGUUACACGUUUAUUAAAUUCAGUUUUAGUUUUAUCCACUGUCAAUUCCAGUAAAUACAUGAGUGUCAAAGAAUAUUAGAAACACCUUUCAAAAGUAAUCCAAUCCAGUUCAACACCCGCUUAGAAAUGAACAACUUCUCUGACACUCUGUCAACAAAUACUGUACUGCGUAGUGACAGCUUUGAUUUUCAUGACAACUGGUAACUAACUGCGUGUGUGGUUGUGUGUUACAACAUGAUAGGCUGUGGUAUGUGCGAGACGUGUGUGUGUGUGUGUGUGUGUGUGUGUGUGUGUGUGUGUGUGUGUGUGUGUGUGUGUGUGUGUGUGUGUGUGUGUGUGUGUGUGUGUGCGUGUGGUUUGUAAUCCAGAGAAAGUGAUCCUCUUAGGAAGGUGUACCGACUUCCUCGGGCCUCAGACCCUCUUAGCAAAGAAAAAACAACUGUUGUGAAUGGGGAAAGAAUCGUUUCCGUAUUUCACUAGGUUCCACUCGAGCUGUAUUUUAUCGUAGAAAAGCUUUUCUAUCGUGUAAAGAAAGACACAUUCCACAAAAACCCACCCAUUUCUCAUAUGUCACAUAGGGGUAACACUUUCCAUCUGAUUGAUUGUUGUGAAGCAGAACGUCAGCUUCAAUAAUAAAGAGUCCAAACUGUAGUUUUAUUUGAUAUCUUACUACCUGGGUGACGGAGAUUACUCUGCCGCUCUUACAUUGUAUUUUAUCUUCACAAUGCUUUUUCAAGAGACAAUGUUUCUCCAUGUAAACACACCAAAGUGCAUGUUUUAUUUUUCAGUAUAUCUAAGUUAAUUCUAUUAUUUCUUCUGAAUAAAUGUUGGUCAAUGCUAAUAUUGUGCACGCAGUUGUGUUUUUGAGUUUCAAUUCCAGAUGCCUGUCAGUGUGUCACAUGACAUUAUGAGCUGGUGAAGGAGUUUCAUAUGUUUAUGGCAGAUUCCCAAUAAGAUUCCUCCAGUCAGUGACCAGCGUACGUGACUGUAGAGAUUGCUGUGAAUAAAUACAUGUAAACAAUCAA